ACUUCCAUCAGUAGAUUAUAUUUGUUGGUCAAUACUUCAACUCCUACAGGAGUGAUUAUACUUCCUAGUUUUGCAUUAAGUAAAAAACUUCACCUCUAAUUCAAUACAUCCGUUUCCGCCCGCCUUAUCAAAAAGUGUAACAGUUACAAUUCGAAAUGCUAGCGCCCGAUAAGUAUCUCUCUCCAAUGAAGCAAAUGACAGGUGCGGAGGAAAAUCGUCACUUUUUGCGAGCAUUCAUUCACACUUAUCGCGAUCUGCCAGUUCUAUGGGAUACUUCACUCCGGGAUUACACAAAUCGCGAUAAGCGCGCAGAGGCGUACGAGCAACUUGUACCAAUUUAUCGUUACCUUAAACGUGAUGCAAACGUUGAAGAUGUAAAGAAGAAGAUUAACACGUUACGCACCAACUAUCGCAAAGAGUUGAAAGUGGUGGAAAGCGCUCGCCGCAAUGGUACCAUACACCAUCCACGUUGCUGGACGUUUCACGAAUUAGAUUUCCUGCGCAACACCGAGAAAUUUUUGGCAGUUAAUCCAAGCACGCGUGGAGAUUCUUUCUCCGCCUUUAGUGAAAACUCACAAACACAGGCUUCAUUUAUGGAUACACCAACGUCCAGUUACAAUUUUCGCACAAUGAUGGGCGUGGGCACGUUGCAAUCGCCACCCAGUAUCACCGAAAUGUUUCAUAAAUCUUUUGGAAAUUCUCAAAAAUUGGAGCCAGAGCAAACUCCCCCUCCACCUGCCUCACAGGUAUCGACAACAAAUGCAGCGUCGAACGGACAAACUGCAAAUUCAGCAGAAUACAACCAUGCUGGACAGCAAUCGGGAACGGUAACAAGUUCUGCGAAGCGGUCGCGUUUCUCACCGACAAGCGCUUCAGGCACUUCUGGCCAAACCCCAGAUGAGCUACUCAGCAUAGCAUGUGAUUAUCUUUCGAGCACCUUUCCUGAAGAGGAAUCAAUCGCACGUACCUGGACUCAUAAGUUGAAACGUUUACAACGCGAACAGCGCUUGUUGGCUGAGAAAUUUAUCAAUGAAAUACUCUUUGAGGCGGAAUCAGGCACAUUGCAUCGUGGCUCAGUUCAUGUUAAUAGUUUUGAACCAUUUGUCCGUUUUGAAGAGCAAUCGGGUAAUGACCAAGAACAGGCCAAAUCACAGAGUCCCAGCGUGCACACAUCCACGUCAACAAUACCACUCGAUGGUGAAAUCAAGUCUAUUUCAAAUGCCGGUACUUCUGAAAAUGCUAAUACGGGCAGUUCCGUCAAUGAGAGAGGAUAUGAAAAUUACCAGAACUAGUUUAAUAUUUUAUAAGUAUUUUUUAAGUCAACAGUGUAUGUACGUGGUACAUUGCGUUUGUAUAUUAAUUAUAAAGUUUUGAAUUCGUUAUUGAACUUUAAAUCGUAAAACGUGAGUCAAAGUGUUAACAUGGUUUCAGUAAGUAAAAUAGAGGAAUAAAUCUGUGUUGGUCAUAUUAGUUUGUAUUUACAUACUAUACAUAUGUACAUGAAUAAAAUUUAUUGCUUUUUAACUAAUUAUUCAUUUAUUCUAGUGAC
This is a messenger RNA of Anastrepha obliqua, 1549 nucleotides long. RefSeq lists its product as uncharacterized. NCBI's taxonomy places the organism in Eukaryota, Metazoa, Arthropoda, Insecta, Diptera, Tephritidae. The coding region runs from base 156 to 1292 and encodes 378 amino acids. The record is from RefSeq and is a predicted model, not a curated record. The transcript has a single exon.